CGCCCAGCGACAUCCGCUUUCCUCCCCCGCGAGGCGAAGGUCUUCGUGGCAUCGAACGGAAGAUGAAGGCCCUCGUGCUCCUCGGGACCGUCUGCGCCUUCCUCAUUCCAAGCUCAUUGGGUCUGAACUGCUUGGCUUGCAUCGGAGUGGACUGCGAGAAGAACCCGCGAGAGCUGAAGCAGGAGAACUGCGAUCCCCUCAUCGUCGUCCCUGGCAAGGAAUACUAUUGCGGCACCGGCUUCUCCGACGACUCCAGAGAGGAGAUCGUGAAGAGGCAAUGCGUCCUAUACGAGACGGAGGCGGAAGGCUGCAUCUCACCCGGCCCCAUCUCCGGUGCAAAACUGACCUGCCUUUGCUCCGAGAACUACUGCAACGACUACGUCGUCCGGGCCGCUCCCACCACGAGCACGCGGGACUCCGACAGCAGCAGCACCUCCGCCGUGCGCGUUGCCUUCGUCCUUCUCGUCUCGGGCAUCCUGGCCGCGAUCGUCUCGGUUUGACGUCCAGUUGGAUGUGUUUGACGUCCAGUUGAGUUUGUUUGACGUCCAGUUGGGGGUGUUUGACGUCCUGUUAGGUGUGUUUGACGUCCAGUUGGGUGGGUCUGCCCGUUCCAACCGUUUGCGAACUGGAUCAAACGAACACUGCCAAGUAGUCUUCGGAAGCACAAUAAAUCUGAUUCAUUUGGAAGUGUGCUCUUGAUGGAACUGAAUGUUCUCCACCCUCAGGUGCAAACACCUCACCCUUCAUCCUCGCCCCUGUUAUUCCAUAGUCUCCUUUGAGAUGUUCAUUCUCAUCCAUCAAGGGUAACGCAACCCUUACCAAUUACCGUAUUGACAACAUACAAAGCUAUACAAUGCUUCCAUGACUGACAAUGGCAAACAUACAUAGAUACGAUUGCAAUAUCUAGGAACGUUCUACUUGACGAUUUGCGCGUGAAACCGGCAUAAUUUUAUCUUAAAGAAAAACAGUUGCACCAUAUUAUCGUACUUCCGUGAGGGUGAAUCUACCUCAUAGGGAAGGUCCGAAUUUUACGCGAGACUUUUGUUAAGUCAUCGCGCCUUAUGUCAUGAAUGCGCCCAUACCCGUAGGAUCUUAUCUCCUCUUAGUACUUUUAGUGCACGCGGCCGAUUUUUCGAACACGUCUACUGCUUCCAAGAAUGCUGCAGGCUGAUUUCUAUGCCGUAACAACAAGAACCCCAAAUUCACGGAGGAAGAAACCAAACGAAAAACCGCGACCGAAAAAGCGGCUUAUAGCUUUUUACUAGAAGUACAUGUGGCCAAAAAAAGCCCGCACGGCACUAACAGGGU
Darwinula stevensoni is the source of this 1308-nucleotide messenger RNA. NCBI's taxonomy places the organism in Eukaryota, Metazoa, Arthropoda, Ostracoda, Podocopida, Darwinulidae. The record is from the annotation of a GenBank genome assembly.